AUGAUAUUCUUACCAACAGAGUUGUUAAGCCAGAUAUUUGAUUGCUUAACAAACAAGCAAGACCAAAUUUCUUCACAGCUCGUUUGCCAUGCAUGGCAUACACCAGCCAAACGCGCAUUUUAUAAACAUGUUGUCAUUAUAGAAGCGGAAAACGACAAGACUUACCCGUUUUUAAACUUCAUACAGUCUAUGUGGCUCUCAAUAUCCAUUCACAGUGACCUUCCAUUACCAGGACAAUUUGUAAAGACAUUAAGGGUAGAUUUCCAUCGGCACACAUACAGUGAUAAUAAUAUUCCCAGGGUUGCUGAUUUCCAGCUUUUAGGAAUGUCUUGCCCCAACGUCGAAGAAUUUGCUAUACCCACCUUGUUUUGGGGCCAGCUCAUAUCAUCCAACAUGAAACAAUAUUGGACAAAAUUGAACAAACUCCCCUCUUUUCAGAUUUCACAAAAUAUUCUUAAACGCAAGUACGAACUCGACCGAUUUUUUCAUUUUCAAUCCAGUUUAACACAUUUGGAAGUUACGAAUUUUUAUAUCCAUAACCUGUCACACUUUUCCCUUAUGAUACAAUCAUUUACCGCAUUGGUGGCACUCAAGAUUACUACAAAUAAACAUAAUUUCACUCAAAUGAUGCCAAUGUUGAAGGAUUGUCCAAAUAUUACAGAGUUUAGUAUGACUACAACAAGUUCAAUCCGUGAUUUACCCGUUGAUUACCCGCAACAUCCACCAAGAAUCUUGGGAAAUCAUUUUGGCCAAUCAGCAAACCAAAACGUCCUCGAACCAACAAGGCUACAAUUUCUAGAUUUAAAUGUUCGUGUAAUAUCUUUUCAUCUUAUCAAUACGAUUACACAAACCCUCCCUUGCCUGCAAAAACUUGUAUUACGCGUACAAGAACAGUCACCUGUUUUGUUCUUGGACCAGCUGAGCCGUUUCAUCACAACUCAAUUGUCUCAAUCUACAAUUCAUUUCUUUUUACCGCCUGCACCCAAUGAUCCCGUUCUUCUUAUCAAGCAAUAUAUAUCUUCCAGUAAGACUAUUGUAAAUAUGAGCUAUGAUAGUAGAUCCUCAGUCAUCACGGGUGUACCGGAUAUAUCUUAUCAUCAGCAUGAUCAAUGCAAAAGAUUAUAUCUCCGAUUUCAAGGAUCCAUUUUACCAACUAUUAAAGUCCAAGACUUGAUACACAUGAAGGUGCUGAAGGAGUAUGGUAUUUAUAUUCAUCGUCUAGAAAUUCAAUUUCCCAGUUUUUUACAAGCAGUCGAAAAAAAAUCAAUAGAAAACCCAGCAUCAGUUCAGUCCUUAUUCGAUCAUUGUCCCAAUAUAUCCAUACUUUCCAUCUCACAAUGCUACUUUGAUCUCAAAUUACAAAGUACGACAUUUUUUUUACAUUGUCUUACCUUGGAUAAGUCCUUGAUAACAGCGGAAUCACUGUACCACAUUUCUUGCCACUGUAUUCAUUUAAGAUACUUGACCCUACAAGAUUGCGAUUGGGAUCACAAAAGGAUCAUCAAUAUGCCUAAAACAGAAUUCAAGAAACUCUCGAUUCUAAAGACAUGUGAUAAUAGAUUUCAAAAAAAGGUGGCCAGAAUUAUUGUUCUAGAACCUACACGUACCACUACGGCGUUUUACUGCGUUAGUAAAUCCUAUACAUCUUUCAUGGCAACAACAACUCAGCCCAAACCUUCAUUUUCCAUCAAAAUAAUCUGUAAGGCAAUGGAUCAAUUUCGAUUUAACCAUGUCCCAUUAGUACUAUCAUGA
Molecule: messenger RNA, 1752 nt
Organism: Mucor mucedo
Lineage: Eukaryota; Fungi; Mucoromycota; Mucoromycetes; Mucorales; Mucoraceae
Exons: 1
Coding region: 1-1752 (583 amino acids)
Molecular function (GO): protein binding
Source: RefSeq, a predicted model, not a curated record